UAUCAUUGUUAUUGUAUUCAUGUUAACUUUUACUAUUUCUUCAUUACAGUCUCGUCAGCAGUCUUUGUUUCUACAUGUUUCUGAAUUUAACAGAUCGACUUUUUAUUUACAGGGAUUUUUUAUUUUCAUUGUAUAUUGUGUGUUAAAUGCAGAGAUUCGUAGUGAAAUUCAUAGACUACGGAAAACGUGGAAGAUGGAGAGAGAGCUGGAUUCUAAACGAUCUCCACAGAAUAACUUAACUGACAAUCUAAGGUGACCUCGAUCUCGUAUUCAGAUUCGUAAUCCCUGAAAAUGUUAUCAUGUGAUUUGUGAAAUUAAGUGUCGACUGCAUGCAAACAGACAUAAUUUGACCCAUUUUAUCGAAUGAGUUUUCAUUUAAAUAUCAAAAUUGCUUGCUUUUUUUUCUUUCUCAAAGCAAGUAUUUAAUAGAACAUCAUUUCAUAUCACACAAACUGAAAAUACGCCAACCACUCGCGCUGUCUCUUUUAUAAAAUAAUUUGCAUAUAGAUAACGUAUUUGUACAUUGUAUACACAAUAUAUAUAAACAUAUUAAAACGAUCAUAUUAUGUUUACGUAAAGAAAUACGUGGUAUGAGAAAUUUAUGAUGGUUCGUAUGCAGUAAAUAAAACGCCCACUUUCCGCAACUUUACGCAUGAGUUCAUCGUAGACAAUACAGCAUUCACUAAAAAUUGUUCAAUUCCGUGUAUGAUAUCGAUCUAUCUUUGUUUACAAAAGUGCUUUUAUUCUGGAAGAGAGACUUGUGCUUACCGAUUUUACUAAAGUGCUUUCGUUCAGGAAGAGAGACUUGUCAGUUGCAAGACUUGUAUUAUCUUCUGUUUUUAGAAUUAAAAGGUACUAUUUUUAUAUCGUGAACAAAUUAUAGAGAAAUACUUUGAUAUUAUAUGAAGUAACUCCAUUAAGUAAUUGAGUCGUUUAUAAUUGUUGAUAUACGAGAUGAUAUGGAGUCGGUGUAAUGAAAAAAGUAUUCAGUGCUGAGUUCAGCUUUAUAUAGAGAACAUUAAAUUAUCAACGGAUCUUCGUUAAGGCAGGAUAUUGAGAAAGAAAGCUGGUGGUUGCUGUAACAAAGUUUGAAAUUGUCACUUCAAUGCAUAGAAUAUCAUGCAUCCUUUCAACUUUAAAUUUUUCUUUCGUGGACUUUCAAUCCUUGUAUUGGUGAUGUUAUUUGGAAUUAUUAAGAGUAAAGAAUCAAGUGACACGUGUUUUCGACUAAAGUACAGUAAAUCUAGAGAGUUUAGAAGGUUAUCUGUCCUUAAUGUGUCAUGUUCAGCUGUUACGGUCAUUGAACUAUAUACUAACAAGAAACGUUGUACGUGUCGUACUUUUAAGCCUGGAACAAUUAUUGAAAACAUUAGGCAGUGUAGUUCGUUGAAGUAUACCAUCACAAUAUCCACAAAUGAACCUCUGGGAACCAACUGCUCAUUUAGAAGACCUCGGAAUUCGCGCUGGAUUGUUCUCUUAGUAGUCCCUCCUUUGAAUGUUAAUCAAUCAAUUGAUAUGAUCUCUCAAUCUUUCACAAAAUCAUCCAAGUUAUAUGUAAAGUCUUCCGUCGCAAAGUUCAUUCGUGCUACCAGAUCAACAUCUGUGAUUGGUCAAAUCUCUGUGACGUCAUUAACUUUGCUCAAUGCAACGAUGAGUGGGACACUAGCCUCAAUGAAUACGUCACUUGGUGAAUUUACGUUGUCAAGCACGUCACCUCUGGUAUCCUUGACACCAUUGUUGUCUGAAGAAUCAUCUAUUUAUACUUCAGUAAUAACUGCCAUAAAAAAUACUGGGACCUCCAGUAUCAUAGAAGAAUCAUCACAGACAUCUUCAUUCAUUAAAUCAACAAACCUUAUCUCUUCAUUCAUUUCUACGACUGUGAAACCUACACCAACUUUGUCAUCUCCAUCAACUUUAAGUUCCGUCGUUCAGGUUAAUGAAACAUGGUCUUCUUAUACUUCUGUGACUUCUUCUUUAACAGUUCCAUUACAAACAUCUUCAUUCAUUAAAACAACAAACUUUAUAUCUUCAUUCAUUUCUACGACUGUGAAACCUACACCAACUUUGUCAUCUUCGUUAACUUUGAGCUCCAUCGUUCAAGUUAAUGAAACAUGGUCUUCUUAUACUUCUGUGACUUCUUCUUUAACAGAUCCAUUACAAACAUCUUCAUUCAUUAAAACAACAAACUUUAUAUCUUCAUUCAUUUCUACGACUGUGAAACCUACACCAACUUUGUCAUCUUCGUUAACUUUGAGCUCCAUCGUUCAGGUUAAUGAAACAUGGCCUUCUUAUACUUUUGUGACUUCUUCUUUAACAGUUCCAUUACAAACAUCUUCAUUCAUUAAAACAACAAACUUUAUAUCUUCAUUCAUUUCUACGGCUGUUAAAUCCACACCAACUUUGUCAUCUUCGUCAUCUUUGAGCUCCAUCGUACAAAUGACUGACAUGAAAAAAUUGCAAGAAGAUUACAAUUUUCUUGAAAAUCUCAACACGUCUGAAGUUAACAUAAAUGACGAUAAAAGAAUCACAUCUAUCUUGGAUGCAGCUGCGAAUUUGAUUGCUACAAAUUCUACGUUUCAAGAGGAUGCAGGAGGAAAAGCAGUGGAAACAUUAGAAAAACUUGGGGAUUUUUUGGCACUGCAACUUGUUCUUGGAAACGAAAGCUUUGUUAUUAAUGAGAAAGUCACGAAAGAUUUGGUAUUCGGUGUUGCAGUUAUCAAUACAUCUUUUGAGAUAAACUUUAAGUUUCCCAUCACUGAAAUGAAAGAACUUGGUGAUGAUAACAUAAAUAUUCCAAACUCUGUGUUUGGGUCUGAGUCAGAUCAAUCCUACUUUGUUGGAAUCAUUUUCAAAGCUUAUCGUGAAAUGCGUGAAAACACAAAAGGUUCAACUGUAGGAACGAAAGUUAUAAAUGCCAGAGUGUCGCCAUCACCGAGUGCCAAUCUUGUUGAACCUGUUGAAAUGUUGUUUGAAAAAAUUAAUAUGAACUAUGGUACGAUUUGUUCAUUUUGGAUUGAAAAUGAAAACUUGAUUGGUGAUUAUGGCAGAUGGUCUAGUCGAAAUUGCUCAAGAAAAUAUGAAAACGAUACACAUAUUCUUUGUCAAUGUAAUCAUUUUACAAAUUUUGCUGUACUUUUCAGAGUCAGUGAUGACCAGGAUUCAUUUACUUUGUCUAUUAUAACUUACGUUGGUCUUGGUUUUUCGAUUGUCGGAUGUUUUUUAACUUUUCUUGUUUAUAUGAACUUGAAGAGCGUAAAAACAGAGAGAGUGACAGUUCAUAUAAAUCUUGUUUUCGCACUUGGUCUUGCUGAUGUCAUUUUUCUAGUGACUAUUGCUUUAAAACCAGACGGGAACUAUUGUCUAGCAGCAUCCAUGUUGGCAUUUUAUUUCUACCUUGCCGUAUUUUUUUGGAUGUUGGUCGAAGGUGUUUAUAUAUAUUUGAUGGUCGUUGAAGUCUUUCGUGGUAACGUCACCAGAAAAAGGAAAAUUGCUUACCUAGUAGGGUGGGUAUUACCGCUGUGCAUAUCUCUUGCAACAUGGGCUAUAAUGAGAGACGAUCUUCUUUCAGAAUAUCAUUGUUGGCUGUCUGUGAAAACAGGAGCGAUUUGGUUCUUUGUUGCUCCCAGUUUGGCAAUUAUAUUUAUCAACUUUAUUAUUCUUACAAUUGUAAUAAAGAAAUCUUGGACUAAAUUUGUGAAUGACAAAGAACAUAAUGGAUUGAAGUCAGCAAUGAAAACAUUUGCUGCAAUCAUUCCACUGUUGGGGAUAACGUGGAUAUUUGGUGUUAUGACGUUCAACGAAUCAUCUCUGGUUUUUCAAUAUAUUUUUGCUGCUACAAAUUCCGUUCAGGGAGCUUUAAUAUUUUUCCUCUAUUGCAUUGUUAAUAAUGAGGUUCGAAAUGAAUUGAAGCGAAAGUUUGCAAACUGGCAAACACGUCGUGAAGUGUCGUCGUCAAACGGUGGUGGUCGUAUGUACAACGUGCGACGUCACAAUGACCCAAUUUCGUCAGAGAAUAACACUACAUUUAAUCGGACAACAUCAUCUGGGCGAGUUCCCGCCAGUGUUCCUGUUUAUCAAUUAGCAGUUGUAAAUAAAACGGGAAACUGAAGACAUUAAAUCAACCAGGAGAAUUAGUGAACCUGCAGAAGGUUGUAUAUGAAAGCGAUAUCGAAAUAAAAGGCUUUGAAAAGUAGACAUGCCAUAAAAUUAUUGGAAAGAAUCUUCAUCUUAAAAGUGAGAAAGAAUUAGUCAUGAACAUUGAGACGUUCUUAUAGGUGAGCUGGAAAGACUUGAGACGAAUGUGUACGGUACUUGGUAGAUCAUCGUAAUUGUUCUUUGUAAUAUCCUCUUGUUUUCUAGGUUUGAUUUUAGUCUUAUGAUUGAGACUUAUUUUGAACUUAUUAUACAUUGUAAAGUGUAUAGUUAUUUGUAUAUAGGAUAUUUGUUGAAGACUAACACCAAUGACAUUUUCAUCGUUCUCACUUCAACUUAAGUUGUUUGUUCCUGCUCAUAGUAGCAAUUGUUAAACAGAUUUGAAGAAAACUGAAAAUAUUUUAAUUACUAAUCCAUGAUAUUUAGUAUUUAACCGAUAGUUGACAAAUAAAUAAAUUUUAAAUCAAAA
Molecule: messenger RNA, 4621 nt
Organism: Xenia sp. Carnegie-2017
Lineage: Eukaryota; Metazoa; Cnidaria; Anthozoa; Malacalcyonacea; Xeniidae
Product: adhesion G protein-coupled receptor F5-like
Exons: 21
Coding region: 1120-4107 (995 amino acids)
Biological process (GO): adenylate cyclase-activating G protein-coupled receptor signaling pathway; cell surface receptor signaling pathway
Cellular component (GO): membrane
Molecular function (GO): G protein-coupled receptor activity
Source: RefSeq, a predicted model, not a curated record